ACGUGCUCGAGGCCGGGAGGGGAGCCCGGCUGUUGCCCAGGCUCUGCCCGCCGGGGACUUCCCUCUUGUUGCACCGGAGCCACCCAGGCGGAAAUGGCUGCGAAGGGCUCCCAUUCGUACCUGAAGCUGGAGGGGGAGAUCGAGAGGAGCCGGGCGGAGUGUCAGUGGGACCGGCUGCCCGAGCUGGUGAGGCAGCUGCUGCUGCCCGCGGCCAGCCCCCCGCGGAAGGGGGCCGGGGACGCGCAGGACUCCGUGGACUAUGGGAAUCUGCUGCUCGCAGAGGCCCUUCUGGAGCAGUGUUUAAAGGAAAACGUUGCCAAAAUAAAGGACUCCAUUCCAUUAAUGGAAAAGAAUGAGCCAAAAAUGAGUAAAGCCAAAAAGUAUUUGACCGGUAUUCUAAACAGAGGAAAAUUACUACCUAAAUAUAUGACUGAAGCAGUGUUGAUCCUUGGGAAGCUCCAUUAUGUGGAGGGAUCCUACAGGGAUGCAGUCAGCAUGUAUGCCAGAACAAGAAUUGAUGACAUCUCCAUAGAAAAUGAACCUUUGUACCGUCUGCGCCUGGUGACUGAAGCAUUUGUUAUCAAAGGUCUUUCACUGGAGCGCUCGCCCAAUUCGAUUGCCUCCCGUGCUCGGCUGUCUGAAAGGGAAGAGGAGGUCAUGGCUUGUUUCGAGAGAGCAUGUGUCAUUGCACAAGUGUAUUUGCAGGAACUUGAGAAGACCUUGCAUUCAAGAAGCAUAAAAGGCAGCACUGUGACUUUCUCUGACUUUGAACUUCCCUAUUUCCUGGAAGCAGCUCUACAGAGUGCAUAUGUGUCUCACUUGAAGAAGGGAAACAUCGUGAAAGGAAUGAGGGACCUGCGAGAAGUAUUACGGACUGUGGAAACAAAAACUACUCAGAGCUUCAAAAUGACAGCAGCCAAACAGCUAGCCGAAGUGCUCCUCCACUCCUUGAGUGAAGACUGUUACUGGAGCCCCUUAUCUGAUCCUCUGCCUGAGUUCAUGAACAAGGAAGAUAACUCUUACGUUAACAGUCUUCUUCGGCGGAGACCCCAGCUAUACACAGGAGACAACCUGUACUGCCCUCAAGAUAACAUAGAAGAGGCUCUUCUCCUCCUCUUAAUCAGUGAAUCUAUGGCGAAUAGAGAUGCAGUAAUUAGCCGUGCCCCUGACCAGAAGGAUGAUCGAGCUGUCAGCCUCCAGGAUGCUUCUGCAGUGUAUGACCUUCUGAGUAUCACGCUGGGCAGAAGAGGGCAGUAUGUCAUGCUUUCUGAGUGUCUGGAGCGAGCAAUGAAGUUUGCAUUUGGUGAAUUUCACCUCUGGUACCAGCUGGCCCUUUCCAUGGUGGCUUGUGGGAAGUCGGCAUAUGCUGUGUCAGUGCUCAGAGAGUGUGCUAAGUUGCGUCCUGCAGAUCCCAUGGUUCCUCUUCUGGCUGCUAAGGUCUGCAUUGGGCCACUGCACUGGCUGGAGGAAGGGGAACGUUUUGCCAAGAUGGUGAUAGACCUAGGAGAGGAUGCUGGAGAGUUCCUAGCUAAGGGGUAUCUUGCCUUGGGUUUGACAUACAGUCUUCAAGCUACUGAUGCUACCCUGAAAUGCUCUCAAGACAAAUUGCACAAGAAAGCCCUUCAAACUUUGGAGAGAGCACAUCAGUUGGCCCCUGAAGACCACCAAAUCAUCCUCUACGUCUCGUUGCAGCUGGCUCUUGUCAGACAGAUUUCUGAUGCUAUAGAACACCUUCAGGAAGCACUGAAACUGUGCAAAGAUGAUAUGAAUUCACUUCAUCUACUGGCUCUCCUUUUUUCAGCCCAAAAGCACUAUCAACAUGCACUCGAUGUCAUCAACAUGGCUCUUGCUGAGUACCCAGAGAGCUUUAGCUUACUCUUCACCAAAGUAAAGCUAGAACGGGUGCAUAAAGGACCUGAAGAAGCUCUGGUGACCUGUAGACACAUGUUGUGUUUGUGGCAGAUGGUUUAUAACUUUUCACAGCACAGUGCCUCUGAGAAAGAAAGCAGUGUGACUGAAGUGCCGAUGAUCAAAAAGCACAAUGGGAUGCAUCUUUCUCUCCCUGAUGCUCACGACACUGACUCUGGCUCACAGCGCACCUCUUCUGUUGCUGCUUCACGACUGGAACAGGCCCUGUCUGAAGUAACUGUGCAGAAUACUGCCCUGAGGCAAGGACCCAUGCAACUCUGGACAAUUCUGGAACAGAUCUGGCUCCAAGCUGCUGAACUCUUCAUGGAACAACGGCAUCUCGAAGAAGCAGGCUUUUGUAUCCAGGAGGCAGCUAGUCUUUUCCCCACAUCUCACACUGUGCUGUACAUGCGUGGGAGACUUGCAGAGAUGAAAGGCAGUUUGGAGGAGGCUAAGCAAUUGUAUGAUGAGGCACUUACAGUGAAUCCAGCUGGAGUGGAAAUUAUGCACAGCCUGGGGCCCAUACUGAGCAGGCUCGGGCGGAGAAGCCUGGCUCAGAAGGUUCUGAGAGAUGCAGUCCAGAUACAGAGCGCCGAUCACCAAGCCUGGAACAGCUUAGGAGAAGUAUUGCAAGCUCAAGGAAAAAACGAAGCUGCUGUGGAAUGCUUCCUAACAGCUCUGGACCUCGAAUCCAGUAGUCCUGUUGUCCCUUUCACUGUCAUACCGAGAGAACUAUAAAGCUCUUCCUUUCAGCUCAGCACAGCCCUCCACUGGGGGGGGGGGGUGGAUGCCAAGAAAUAUACACAGAAGAAACUCUGGGUUAUCCAGAAAAAUACAACUGUAACUUGAUGAUUGGUGAAAUAAUUCCAGAAUGGGACUCUGAUCUGUGUGUUUAAUUGAGGAAAAACCCAACCUUAGAACAAGUGACAGGGCAUAGAGAGGACAAUUUCUUCUGGCUUCAUAGAUGUCUGCUCUGACUCCUGUUGAAGUCAGUGGAAAGACUCCUGUUGAUUUCAGCAGGAGAUGGCUCAGGCCCUAGAUGACUAAACUGACUGUAGUGUAGAUGCUGCUAGAGUGGAGCUGUAAGAAGCACUUGUGUUGAAAACAAACUUUGUGCACCUUUCAACUUUUCUUGACAAAGAUUUCAUUUAAAAACAACCGUGAGGCAAAUUCAAACCUAGGGUAAGCAUGUGCAACUGUGGUGAAGUUGCCCAACUUAAAUCAGAGCCAAAUUUGGCCAGAUAUAUAUGUGCACACAGACACAUUAGUAGGUGAGGAAUGAUGGCGAAAUAAUAGAUUUCUCUCUUAAAUACACUUUUUACAAAAAUCUUUUAAAAGACCUAUUAAUUCUUAUCUUCAUCCUGCAGUGCCAUAUUGCACACAUAGUCAAUACUCACAGUAGCUUUUGACUGGACUGAUCUAAUUUAAAAGACACUUUUCUAUGGGCUGCUGUGGUGGCAUGAACCACGGAAGUGGAAAAGCCAAAGACCUGAUCGGUUCAAAUUUUGACUAGUAUUAAAAAUAUUAUUUUCUUUCAAAUUAAAUAUUUAUUGCAAGGCACUUCAUCAGGCCAGCUAGUGUAAACUGUCUGAGCAUCAUUCUUAGUAAUUGCAUACUCCAGCAGCUUUUAUAUGAAGUAUAUUGUUGAUUUCAGGCAAUGUAUUAUAUUUGUAGCCUGUGCUUUACUUUUACAAUUGUUCUUGACAGAGCUUUUUCCUAUUCAUCUAUAAAACAUAGUGACUGCAUAGAUGAUAAACAUGUUUAAUUGUUGGAAGCAGUAUGUGUAUAUAUACAUCACCUUUAUUUUCACUGUAGUUUUUGAUUAGCCAUGGCUUCAAAAGAAAUUGUCAUCAGAAAUACUGGGCCAGAUCCUUCAAUAUAUUAGGACCACUUUGUGCCUCAUCACCACUGUAAUCUGGCCCUGACACUGUCUUGCCUGGCCAGAGAGUAUCAGAGUGAUCUUCUGGUGGUAUAGAGCCAUCCUCCCUUCCGCCGGUAUAGUAGGGAGAGUGGUGUGGCUGACAUACCCAUAUGUUAAAUUGAUCUUUGGCUGUGUUUUCAGCCCUGUAUGGCUAUUGCAGCAAGUUAGAACAGACUCAGGGCUGCACUAACAUGACACAAAGAAACCAGCCUUCCACAGAGCAGCACAAGGAUCAAGGGAGUGAAAAAGUGAGCUUUAGGUCACCUUUACACACAAACACACACCCUGUCUUGUAUCAUGUGCACUUUGGCUGUUCAUAGCUGAUAAUCUGGUCCAUUAUUUCCAAGUAUUUUUAAAUGAUUUUGCACAAUGUAUUCUGUAUACUAUAGCUCCACCAUUUAUUUGACUAGUUUAUUCCAGAAAUAAUAUCUUCAUGUUAUAUAAAUAUAGAGGGUUUAUUUGUAAAGACCCUCAAGAUUCUUCAGUUGACUUUCUGUCUGAAUUGUUUGCAAUGAUUCAGAAAUUUAAAGACUACUUGAAUUGUUAAUUCUGGUGUCUCCCUUUUACAGUAAAUACAGGACACAUUGCUGAUGUGGAACAGGACUGGGGUUCUCUCCCCCCCUUCCCCCCAUGCUCUUUUUCCUUCUAGGGUACUCUUCAAGGCUUCAGUGCCGAAGAGGAGUUAGAUUUCAGUGAUUUUUCUUUAUCAGCAUUUUACUUAGUUCUUAAACUGAUUUUUGUCAUGUUGGUGUGGCAAUCCAGAUUGUUGUCCAUUCACUUAAACACAUGCAGUGAAAUCCAUGGAAAAGGUCUUCAGCUUGGGAAGUCAUUGUGUGAUCGUAAGAGAUAUGAGAGACUUAAAUGAGACUUGUCAGGCCGGAAACUGGCUUCCAGGAAUAUGCUACAUUUCCCAGCAACUUUGCAUGUUUGCAGUGACACCAUCAGCAGAGGAAGUGGAGUGUGAAGGCUUUAAAACAAUAGAAUGAAAUGAGUUGCAGGGAGCAGAUGAAGUUGAACCUGUUUUCCUACAGGAGGCUAUAAAUAAAGCCAACCUGCUCAACAGGUUGGGUGGGGGUAAAGGUUGUUGUUCCAUCAGUAAGAUGUUAUCUAGUUACUUUGGACCCAAUUCUGCCCUCAUAUACCCAGGUCCAGAUCCUCAGCUGCAGUAAAUAAACACAGGUUCAUUGACUUCCAUAGAGCUAUGCUGAUAUACACCAGCUGAGGAUUUGGCCCAAUUCCCACUCACCUCAAUGGGAGCAAGCCCUUUGAAUGGGCCAGAAAAAGGAAUCUGUGUGUUCCAUCAUCCACAUUUUCUUGCUCUACUUCAGUUUUUGAAACGCUGCUGCAGCAAUUCAGAUACAAAGGGAAAUCAUUUAAAGCAGGUACUAAUGACUCUCUGACUCCUGUAAUUCCAGCAUGACUGCUCUAAGAAGUGGCAUAUGACUCUCAUCCUGUUAGUGAACUGGUGAGAGUAUGGGGGGGGGGGCUUCCCUAAUAUAAAAUGAGGAGCACAGAUUUCCAUAUUUUUACCCAUCCACACCCGCACCACUGUCUGCAUUACUUGCUUGUAUCAUAGUUAUUAAAAAAAAAAUGAUUGCCUUCAGUGAGCUAGAGCUUCAUGUUUGGAAAUAUUAGUGUUCUCACAGAGUUCAGGCUGCUUGAGGUAUUGAAACUAUGAAAUGCCGUGUACAUGUCAGAUAGUCCAGUAAUCCCAAUCUACUACUAGGAAGUAUGCAGUAUAUGUUAAUGCAAGUCAACUGCCAGCAACAAUUGUACCAAAAGGUCUCUGCUCCACUUGUUGUAUAGUAAGGGCCUGGCUACACAAGACACUUCAAAGCACUCCCACGGCAGAGCUUUGAAGUGCGAGUGUGGUCCCACGCGAGCGCUGGGAGAGAGAGAGAGCUCUCCCAGCAUUCCUGGUAAGCCACCUCCAUGAGGGGAUUAGCUCCAAGUGCUGGGAGCUCGGCUCAGAGCCCGUUUCCACUAGCACUUUGAAGCGCUCUGACUUCCUACGCUCCGGGGGAUGAUUUUUCACCUCCCUGAGCCAGCAAGUUAGAGCGCUAUAAAAUGUAAGUGUAGCCAAGCCCUAAGUGAACAUGAGAUAUUCCCAUUAAUGUCAAUGGGAAUUACCCGCAUAAAAUCCCCCUGCAGUAGUAGUUCUAGUUCGUGAAUAUUGCCUAAUUCAUGAACUAGAACUGUGUAUGUAAUUAAUUUAGGCCCAAUCCUGAGAUUUGCUGAGCACUUUAGGAAAGAUACUAAGCACCCAUAACUCCCACUGAUUUCAGUGGGCGUCGUAAUUGUUGAUUACCCCUCAGGAUCUGCUGGGCACUUUAGGAUCUGAGAACUUUCUCCCCUUUGUGUAGAGAGAGUAAUUAUUAUUAUAGGGCUGGGGGCAACCAUCUACUUAAUCUUCUAUUUAUAGUGCUGUCAUUAGUGCUGCUAAAAAUCUUUCCUGCUACCUCUGUUCUUUAUAUGUUUAAGUAGGUACUUCAUUGAUCUUUCCAUAUACAGAAAAUAUAAAUUAACUCCUACCUGCUUGCAAGCCUAACCUUGUUGCUCCUUUUACUCCUGGUGAAGCCAAUGAGACUACUCACUUGAGCAAGUUGAGCAACACUUGUACCUAUAUGAAAGUCAGUGGGAAUAUCAGGGUGCAGGGGACGAGUAAUUUUGGCCCAUAGAACUUGAAAUUUUAGCCCCUAGUUUAUCUGAACAGUUGCAAUAUGUAUUGCUAAUGUGAAUUAGUAUGAAAUCUUGACUCCACUGAAGUCAAUGGGAGUUCUGUUAUUGACUUCAGUGGGGAGCAGGUUUUACACCCACCACUGUCUUUUUAAAAAUCUCCUCUACAGUAGAUUGGGGUUUUUAGAAGUAUGGAUUCAAUAGGAAUUAAUCUAUAUCAAGCUCCAGUCCUACCACUUCAACUUUAUUUUACCUUGAGUAACCUGGGUGUGUCCAACAGGAAGAAAAAUGUUUAGAUCCUUUUUUCUAUGUGUGUGUUGAGCAGUAAAAUAAACGUAUUUAUAUUUCCCUUAGCGGGCAGUUAGAUUCUUGUAAAAAAAAAAAAAUGGAAAGCUUUAUUUCAUUACACCAGAAUACGUUCUCUGAGCUCUUCUACGCAGAAAGAGACCAGGAGCUGAUGUAAAUUGUCAUAGCUCCACUGAGGCAUUAUGUACAAAUGAGGACACCAGGAGGCAGAUCCUCAGCUAACGUCAACUGUCAGAGACUACAGAGAGCUCCAUCAGCAGGGCAUCCGUACCCUGCAUGGUACAAGAAUUCCAUUCUGUUUCUGUUGGUAACAGCAACUCAGAACACUGAUUAUUGCAAUAUUUCAGAAGCACUAUUUGUCUUUUCUUGAUAAUAACUAAUAAAUCCAAAUAGAGAACAGUUCUAUGGGGUAUUUACUUGAAAAUCCUCUAACUGGGUAGUAGAAUGGGUACAGCAGUGACUGCUGUGGUUCGGGUGGUUUCCUUUAUAAAACCCUAUUUUCGGAGAGUCCUGGUCAUUUUUUUUUUUCCACAAACCUGCUGCUUUCUCCACCAAAAUGCUCCCCUAGCGAAGAGGCAUGUGCUACAUUGUAUCUAGUUAUUGGAAAGACCCUCUGGUAUAUUGUAUUAUUUGCAAAUUGGUAUGUGAUGAUGCAAUUCAAGACCAGCUUGUAAUUUGCACACAAAAGGAGGCAAUGUUAAGGUUGUACAUUCACCCUUAACUUUGUCACUUCCUAACUUUUGAGUGCUCCACUGUAAACCUGAAAGUUCUGUUAAUGUCGGGUUCUUGGAAUAUUUUUUCAUUUAAUGUGAAAAAGAAUGUUAAAUUACAAGAUGCGUUCACCAGAUGAAUAGACCCCGUGGAAAAAGAA
Dermochelys coriacea (leatherback sea turtle) is the source of this 7682-nucleotide messenger RNA. It is a transcript of the gene TTC7A, whose product is annotated as tetratricopeptide repeat domain 7A. The transcript has 20 exons. Gene Ontology annotation, biological process: phosphatidylinositol phosphate biosynthetic process; protein localization to plasma membrane. NCBI's taxonomy places the organism in Eukaryota, Metazoa, Chordata, Testudines, Dermochelyidae. Bases 94 to 2646 code for a protein of 850 amino acids. The record is from RefSeq and is a predicted model, not a curated record. Gene Ontology annotation, molecular function: protein binding. Gene Ontology annotation, cellular component: plasma membrane.